UUCUUUGAGAAGUUUCAAAUUAACUUCCACGAUGUUUCCUUAGGAAUUUUUCGCUUCUCUAUUUCACCUCCCUUCGUCUUCUGUUCGGCUCUGGCUUUCGCUUGGACGUAUUACUCGGCCUGUCCCUCCAUGGCUACGCAGCAGCAGCAGCAGCAGCAGCUAUCUGCAAUUAAAGGGGCGAAAGUGCUUAUGGUGGGAGCCGGUGGGAUUGGAUGUGAGUUGCUGAAGACGCUUGCUCUUUCUGGAUUUGAAGACAUUCAUAUCAUUGACAUGGACACCAUUGAAGUCAGUAAUCUGAAUAGGCAGUUUUUAUUCCGCCAAUCACAUGUUGGGCAGUCCAAGGCUAAGGUUGCCCGAGAUGCAGUCCUAAGGUUUAGGCCUCACAUUAAUAUAACACCGUACCAUGCAAAUGUCAAAGAUCCUGAGUUCGAUGUUGACUUCUUCAAACAAUUUGACGUCGUGCUGAACGGGCUGGACAAUUUGGAUGCAAGGCGCCAUGUCAAUCGUCUCUGUCUUGCAGCUGAUGUUCCCUUGGUAGAAAGUGGGACAACUGGCUUCUUAGGACAGGUGACGGUUCAUGUGAAGGGAAAAACCGAGUGCUAUGAGUGCCAACCAAAACCUGCACCAAAAACAUACCCUGUUUGUACGAUAACCAGCACUCCGACUAAGUUUGUACAUUGUAUUGUGUGGGCAAAAGACCUGCUCUUUGCUAAGCUGUUUGGAGACAAGAAUCAGGAGAAUGAUCUCAAUGUGCGAUCCAACAACUCUUCAAGCCCGUCCAACGAAAUAGACGAUGUGUUCGAACGUGCAAAAGAUGAAGAUAUUGAGCAGUACGGCAGAAAGAUAUUUGAUCAUGUAUUUGGUUACAACAUCGAAGUGGCUUUGUCCAAUGAAGAGACGUGGAAGAAUCGUAAUCGACCAAGGCCCAUAUACAGUAAGGAUGCCUUGCCUGGAAGCCCUACUCAACAAAAUGGAAAUUCACAAAACUGUUCUGUAACUGAUGGAAGUUCAACAACCUCUGCCAUGGUGUCACUUGGCCUUAAGAAUCCACAGGAUGUGUGGGGUCUUACAGAAAAUUCUCGGGUUUUUCUCGAAGCAUUGAAACUGUUUCUUGUCAAGAGAGGAAAGGAGAUGGGGAGCCUCAGUUUUGACAAAGAUGAUCAGUUAGCUGUGGAGUUUGUCACGUCUGCAGCGAAUAUCCGAGCUGCUUCCUUUGGAAUUCCUUUGCACAGUCUUUUUGAAGCCAAAGGUAUUGCUGGCAAUAUUGUGCAUGCUGUUGCAACUACAAACGCUAUUAUAGCAGGCUUAAUUGUCAUUGAAGCUAUCAAAGUGCUUGGAAAGAAUGUGGAGAAGUACAGAAUGACGUAUUGCUUAGAACACCCGAGCAAAAAGAUGCUGCUGAUGCCAGUUGAACCCUUUGAACCUAAUCCGUCUUGCUAUGUCUGUUCCAAGACGCCUUUGACACUUGAGAUCAAUACCCAGAAGUCGAAAUUACGGGAUCUGGUUGAGAAAAUCGUCAGAGCCAAAAUUGGAAUGAACCUUCCAUUGAUUAUGCAUGGGACAUCCCUUCUUUACGAAGUUGGUGAUGAUCUUGAUGAAGCCAUGGUGGCAAACUAUAAUGCCAAUCUCGAGAAGGUUUUGUCGGAACUCCCUUCUCCCAUUGUCAGUGGUAGCAUUCUCACUGUGGAAGAUCUUCAGCAAGAGCUUUCUUGCAAGAUCAAUGUCAAGCACAGGGAAGAAUUUGACGAAGAGAAAGAACCGGAAGGAAUGGUUCUGUACGGAUGGUCAGAGUCUCCAGCUGCCAAUGGUGAAAGUUCAUCAACCUCUACCGCACGGCCUCCAGAUUCUGAAAACGCAAUUGAGGCUCCAGAAUCUUCGUCAAGACCAGAAAUUGCAACUGGUAAGAAAAGAAAGCUCACAGAGGAAACCGAGAUGGAGACCAAUAACCAGAAGAAACCACCAGAAAACAACACAAGCUUUAGCAUGGAAAAGGGAAUCGACAUUGAUGACGAAGACAUUGUCGUGGUGGAGGAUCCAGACAUAGUUGUUAGCAAGAAGAAGAGGGCUCAAUAGAUGAAAAGAAGUCCUCCGAGUCUAACAUUGUAGUUUGGUCAUGAGGAUGACAGCGCGUCUGAAAAAAAAAAAGUAUGAAUUAGGAUUCUUUUUUGGGGAACUUUCAGUUGGUUUAUAAUGUUAGGACAGGAACACCACAGAGGUUGUAUAACGUUUUCACUAACUGUAAGCUUCACAUAUCCGUUGUUAAACCGGACUGGAAAUUUUCGGUUUGCUUA
This is a messenger RNA of Tarenaya hassleriana, 2291 nucleotides long. RefSeq names its product SUMO-activating enzyme subunit 2. The record is from RefSeq and is a predicted model, not a curated record. Gene Ontology annotation, biological process: protein sumoylation. Gene Ontology annotation, cellular component: cytoplasm; SUMO activating enzyme complex. The transcript has 12 exons. The coding region runs from base 130 to 2073 and encodes 647 amino acids. Gene Ontology annotation, molecular function: SUMO activating enzyme activity. NCBI's taxonomy places the organism in Eukaryota, Viridiplantae, Streptophyta, Magnoliopsida, Brassicales, Cleomaceae.